This is a messenger RNA of Diutina rugosa, 1122 nucleotides long. RefSeq lists its product as uncharacterized. The record is from RefSeq and is a predicted model, not a curated record. The transcript has a single exon. The coding region runs from base 1 to 1122 and encodes 373 amino acids. NCBI's taxonomy places the organism in Eukaryota, Fungi, Ascomycota, Pichiomycetes, Serinales, Debaryomycetaceae.
AUGGUGUCGUUGUCGCUGCACUCGCUGGUGUUUAACGCCCUCAACCACCCUGACCUCGAGCUCCUGCCCCGCCCGCCCACCUCCGCCGACGACCUCAAUCUGAUCCUCUCCCAACUGAGCGACGAUUUGAAGCUGGUGGUGGUGGUGCCGCUGCCCCAGGUGAUGGUGUUCGACAGCGACGACGACGACGACGUCCCCGACGUGCCCAAGACGUUCAUCAUGCCCCAGAUGACUGUGGGCGGCCCCCACCGCUACCGCAUUGCCAUUGUCACCCGAAGUAGCCACGGGCGCCACUUCGUCGACCAGGUGGCGCGCCACGUCGCCCACGCCGACGUCGACAUUUGCCACAUCGAUCUCCGCCACCUGACCAACGCCGCCGACGCUUACGGCGCCGACUUGUUGUUUUUGUUGAACGACGGCCUGGCCGAGUUUGUCGAGUUUAUCCGCCAGGUGCGGUGCUCGCCAAAACUCACCAUCAUCAACAUGAUGUCCGUCAACUACUUCGUCAAUUUAUUCGACUUAAUCGCGCUGAUGAAGCCCUACCAGAUGUGGAAGGCGCUGCUGCUUACCCACCCGGAACUCGCGACUAAGCUUCUGCACUUCAUCGACACCGAGUACUCGGGACACGGCCACCAAUUGGUGGUGGCACUGGCGCCGGCGCUGGUGUACCACCUGCUCAUCACCACUUCGCCCCAGGACUACCACCAGUUGGAAGGGCAGUUCAAACGCGACUUGACGUCGCUGACGCUGGCAAUCGACCCUUUACAAUUACUGGGUAAAUUGACCACGGUGCGGUGGCUCUACCACGCCCUCCGCCGUAUGUGGGCACUGGAGCUGGAGAUGGCGCCGCUGCGGUGGUGGAUGGUGGCGUCGUUCACCGUGGGCAUUGGCCUCGGCAUGGGCUUAGCGCUGGGCGCGGCCCUGGUCGUCGGCUACUACUUGUACCUGUGGCUUUUUGGCACUGAGGCGGUCGCUCCGGUAGCACCGCCCGCUCCCGUAGUGGUGGACGCGGCGCCCCCCACCGCCACCGCCAGCCACUUAAAGCAUUUGAGCGCCAUCGUCGCCGAGUGGGUCAACAGCGGCUGGGAAAAAUUGCUCCAGGUGUUGAUGGCCCGGGUAUAA